Messenger RNA from Strongylus vulgaris, 204 nucleotides. The record is from the annotation of a GenBank genome assembly. NCBI's taxonomy places the organism in Eukaryota, Metazoa, Nematoda, Chromadorea, Rhabditida, Strongylidae.
AUGGAAUUUAAGGGCGGAUGGGAACAGUAUGCCGAAGACUACUGCUUCAUACAGAAUACAUUCUUCAAUAGGUCUGAAAUCGCAAAACUUCAGGCUGAAAUUGGAUAUUACCAAUGGGUUCCCAUUGUUUUGGCACUACAGGCUAUUAUGUUUUAUCUACCUAACUGGAUUUGGAAGACACUUCAUCAGCAAAGUGGUGAGUGA